AUGAGGACGAGCGAGGGUGGUGAAGACCGAGGCGGUCGAAUUGCCGGGCGGGACUUCUGGAGGGCACAGCAGUGGUGCUCGUCGACCUCGUCCACUUCACUCGCCGUCGCCACCAUGCAGGCGUACGAGCCACACGCGCCGCUCACGGCCAACGCACUCAAGCGCAGGAGCCGCUCCCCUUCCCCCCAGCCGCACAAGCGCCGCCCUCCACCGAGCUACAGCCCCGCCAUCUACGCCAACCUCGCACCCGCCGGCCCACCUCGCUCCCUCUCGACAGAGGCCCUCGCCGGCUCGCCCGCUCCCGCUCCGCCCCACAGUGGGCGCAGCACCCCGGGCGACUGGCUCCAGCGCACCCGCGACCUGCACCUCCAGACCCCGUUGUGCGGCACCCCGAUCGCGUGCGACGACGCGAUGCAGAGCGACGACCUCGCCAUCGACAUGCGCGCUGGCGGGCCCGCGGUCGAGGACCUCGACAACGCCAUGAUGCAGGACGAGCCCAACUCGCCGCAGUCACUUUGUGCCCCUCAGCCCGCCGUCCCUCUCACCUCGCGCGCGCACGCGUCCGCCUCGCCCUUCUGGUCCCCUCUCCCGCCCGCCGACACGGCCGCCCCUCACGACGCUCCCCCCCUCCACCAGCACCUCGCCGGCUCGCCGCAGCCGUACCUCGCCUCAGACGGCGGCGGCGGCGGCGGCGGCAUGGCGCGCUCGGCGUCGGGCGGCUCGGUCCGCAGCAUGGGCUCGGCGGCGGCGUGCGGCGCAGAGGCCGACCUGCACGCGCAUGCAAUCGCAGCGUUGUCGUCGUCGCCGCGCAAGCCGUCGACGCCGGUGCCCGGGACGCUCGGCGGGCGCGGCGGCGGUGGGUGGAAGGUGACGAUGGGCUAUCGCGCCGACUGCGAGCGGUGCGUCAGGCAGGAGCAGGGGCACUCGACGCAUGUCGUGUGGAGCUCGUGA
Rhodotorula graminis WP1 is the source of this 951-nucleotide messenger RNA. RefSeq lists its product as uncharacterized. Lineage: Eukaryota; Fungi; Basidiomycota; Microbotryomycetes; Sporidiobolales; Sporidiobolaceae. The record is from RefSeq and is a predicted model, not a curated record. The coding region runs from base 1 to 951 and encodes 316 amino acids. The transcript has 4 exons.